AUGGUGGCCACCGAGGGGCUGCGGGAGAUGGAGGGCAGCGCGCUGCGGCGCCUGGUGUGCCGCGACGAGGCCGGCGCCGGCGGCCCCGGGCGGUGCCUGGUGCUGGACUGCCGCCCCUUCCUGGCGCACAGCGCCGGCCACAUCCGCGGGGCGCUCAACGUGCGCUGCAACACCAUCGUGCGGCGGCGGGCCAAGGGGGCCGUCAGCCUGGAGCAGAUCCUGCCGGCCGAGGGCGAGGUGCGGGCGCGGCUGCGCGCCGGGCUGUACGCCGCCGUGGUGGUGUACGACGAGCGCAGCCCGCGCGCGGAGGCCCUGCGCGAGGACAGCACCGUGGCGCUGGUGGUGCGCGCGCUCCGCCGCGACACGGCGCGCGCCGACAUCCGCCUCCUGGCAGGUACCGCCACGGGGGGCGCGGGGGGGCUGGUGGGACCUGGCCGCGGGCAGCACACCCCCCCCGCCCCGCGCCCCCCGGGGCUCCCCGGGAUAACGCUUCGUGCCUCUCUUCUUGCAGGGGGUUAUGAGCGCUUCUCUUCGGAGUACCCGGAAUUCUGUGCAAAAACCAAGUCCCUGAGCAGUGUGUCACCACCCACCAGUGCCGAGCCCCUGGAUUUGGGCUGCAGUUCCUGUGGGACCCCCCUUCAUGACCAGGGUGGCCCUGUGGAAAUCCUUCCCUUCCUCUACCUUGGCAGCGCCUACCACGCUGCCCGGCGGGACAUGCUUGAUGCACUGGGCAUCACAGCCCUGCUGAACGUCUCCUCAGACUGCCCCAACCACUUCGAGGGGCACUACCAGUACAAGUGUAUCCCCGUGGAGGAUAACCACAAAGCUGACAUCAGCUCCUGGUUCAUGGAGGCAAUUGAGUACAUCGACUCAGUGAAGGAGUGUUGCGGCCGGGUCCUAGUCCACUGCCAGGCUGGUAUCUCCCGCUCCGCCACCAUCUGCUUGGCUUACCUGAUGAUGAAGAAGCGUGUCAAGCUGGAGGAGGCCUUUGAGUUUGUCAAGCAGCGCCGGAGCAUCAUCUCCCCUAACUUCAGCUUCAUGGGGCAGCUGCUGCAGUUUGAGUCGCAGGUGUUGGCCACCUCAUGCGCAGUGGAAGCUGUCAGCCCCUCGGGGACACUGCGGGAGCGGGGCAAGGCCACCUCUACCCCCACCUCCCAGUUCGUCUUCAGCUUCCCCGUCUCUGUCGGUGUCCAUGCCACCCCCAGCAACCUCCCAUACCUGCACAGCCCCAUCACCACGUCGCCCAGCUGUUAG
Molecule: messenger RNA, 1254 nt
Organism: Gavia stellata (red-throated loon)
Lineage: Eukaryota; Metazoa; Chordata; Aves; Gaviiformes; Gaviidae
Gene: DUSP4
Product: dual specificity phosphatase 4
Exons: 4
Coding region: 1-1254 (417 amino acids)
Biological process (GO): endoderm formation; negative regulation of MAPK cascade; protein dephosphorylation
Cellular component (GO): nucleus; cytoplasm
Molecular function (GO): MAP kinase tyrosine/serine/threonine phosphatase activity; protein tyrosine/threonine phosphatase activity
Source: RefSeq, a predicted model, not a curated record